CACGCCUUGGGAUAUCCACUGGGGGGCUCGAUCGAAGACCCCAAGGCAGUCAACGGACGUCUGAACAAGGCCAAACAUGUGCGCUUCCUUGUCCAAGCCUUGCUCUGCCCUUUCUAACAGACUGUUUUUUUUUUUAGAUUGAACUCUCGUUCCUGCUGCUCGGUAUCGCUACUCUCGGCUUGAUCAAGCUAUCCGUAUGCUUCCUGUUCUGGCACCUCUUUGCCCGAGUCGUGUUUCGCCGUUUCCUCAUGGUCUGGAUCGCAAUCAUCAUUGCGUGGACUCUGGCCUUUGUCCUGGGUGGCCUGCUAGAGUGCGGCUCGCACCUCAAGGCUCUGUUCGGACAGCCGCAAGAGUAUCUGGAUCACUGCGGAAGCGCGAUUCCCACCGGAUAUGCAAUGGUGGGCAGUGAUGUUGCCACCGACUUUAUCACGCUGCUCAUCCCAAUUCCCGUGAUCUACAGCAUGAAGAUGGACAAACGUACUAGGUUCUUGACGCUGCUGACCUUUAUGAUCGGUGCCCUGUCCGUGGGUGCGUCCGUCGCCAAAGCCUACAUCUACAUCAAGGCAAGCUUGGGUCUGUGGACGUCGGAUGCCAUCUCCAUGCUCACUGGUCUCUCCAUCUGGAACCUGGCUGAGGUCCAUAUCGGUAUUGUUGCUGCAUGCGGCCCUACGCUGCGACCGAUCCUGGCACGCAUCAUACCAACCGAGAGUCUCAUGUCCCUCAUGUCCCUUUUGGGAGUAAGCUCGAACACGUCCAAGCAGAACGAGCUCCCCAGCUUUGUCAAGAUGCCAGAUGCCGACAGUGCUGAGCACUUGCAGCCCGGGGCAGAGAAGGUUGGAUCCAAGGGUGCUGAUGGGCCUCAUGGGGUUCGGCAGUAUGAGAUGGAAUCAUGGAACGACGCCGAGUCCGAGAGACGUGGUCAGAACCAUGUCUGAGGAAGACAGCCUGUGGUUGUCGGGGAGAUUGAGAAAUUGGUCCGAUGGCCGAAUGUCGUCUUCGUCUUUGCUUCAUUAUCGCUGUCGAUGCAAUGCUUGCUUGAUUGGUCCUCGGGCACUGGUUUACGAGCGGAUGCCGGAUG
This is a messenger RNA of Neurospora tetraspora, 1078 nucleotides long. RefSeq lists its product as uncharacterized. NCBI's taxonomy places the organism in Eukaryota, Fungi, Ascomycota, Sordariomycetes, Sordariales, Sordariaceae. The transcript is spliced from 5 exons. The record is from RefSeq and is a predicted model, not a curated record. The coding region runs from base 249 to 935 and encodes 228 amino acids.